AUGUAAUUAGUAAGAUUGACGACUAAUGCACAUACACCAAGAAAUGUGCCUUUGAGAUCUCCAGAAAAAACUUAAUCAAUUACUAUUCAACUACCAAAUUAUAUAUUUUUGGGUCCUAAAGAUAACAUUAAAAUAGUAAAAUUUACAAAGAACAUUUCAUCUACCAACAUUAAAUAAAUUAGAUCAAAUUCUCCAUGCAAGGAUUAAAAUAUGAAUUUAAUAAAUAAUGUAGGUUAGAUUAAGAAGAUGCAUCGAAAAACUACUAGUAUAUAAAUAACAACAUAAAAUCCUGAUCUUUUUAUUAAAUUGCAAUCUCAAGAUAGUAGUACUACACAUAAAUCUAGUAACAUAAUAGCUUUGUAGACAUUGUCAACUAAACAUAAACAUCAUCGAUCUGAAUUGACAUAAGAUACAAAUAAUGAGUAACUUAGCACUCCUAAUUUAACAGUUCCAACAUUAAAAUAUGUUGAAUAAUCUAGUAAUAUGUCAUAAGGACAUUUGUUUAAUAAAUCCAAUAAAUUAAGAGGCUAGAUUACAUUUUAGAAUAGUUUUUACUAUGAAGGAGAGAUUGUAAAACUUUCAGAUGCACUCAUUAUAGAAGGUUAAGGUAAUUUAUUUACUGACAACUCUAAAUUUUAUAUUGUGUAUGAGGGCAGAUGGAAAAACAAUAGUUUUCAUGGAAAAGGGAAAUACUACAACUAAUAUUAAAUAGAAUCUUCGAAUGAUUGGCAUUUCAAUUGGAAGAUGGUUGAAGGUAUAAUUGUAUUUUAAACUUAAGCAAUAUUCAACAAGGGUGAGAUUAUUGAAGGUAAAAUUGAUUUCUAUUAAACUGAGGAUACUAUUGCUUAUAAAAUGGAGAAUCCUAAAAUGAAAAUUACAUGA
Paramecium pentaurelia is the source of this 882-nucleotide messenger RNA. NCBI's taxonomy places the organism in Eukaryota, Ciliophora, Oligohymenophorea, Peniculida, Parameciidae. The record is from the annotation of a GenBank genome assembly.